Molecule: messenger RNA, 5068 nt
Organism: Fundulus heteroclitus (mummichog)
Lineage: Eukaryota; Metazoa; Chordata; Actinopteri; Cyprinodontiformes; Fundulidae
Exons: 44
Coding region: 122-5068 (1648 amino acids)
Source: RefSeq, a predicted model, not a curated record
GAAAUUCCUGCCACUGGACAUUUCAAAGAGCGUGAGAUCUAGCUUGGCAUCACUACAGAAGACCUUCCCAGCUUGUGCAGAAUUUGAUUCUUUCAAGUGCAAAGAGACACAUGCUGAUGAAAUGCUCAUCUGCUCUGGGGUAGACAGCUCCAAACUCCAGACAACACUGGAAGAUGACAAUUCCACUUCAGCCGUGUGCAAUUUUACCGUCAUUGAACAUGCCUGUGCCACGCCAACAAACCUCACAGCAGCCAACCUGGCCACACUCUUGAAAUGCUCUGUGGAAAGCAACGCACCAUAUGUGGUGGAAGUUUGGCAGCUUCUUUUCCAAAAAGCAUCUUCCGUGCUCCAACAGGCUCUCCCACUGUUCGCCACCAUGGCCCCCACCACCAUGAACUCUGCCUAUUCAAAUUCUCUUGAUGCUCUGGGAGAAGUGGUAGUUAAAACCCUCACUCAGGAUCAACUGAAGAGUGAGGAUGCCAUUAGAAGUCGGUUCCAGACAGAGCUGCGUCCGUUCCUGGCCUCUCCGUCAACAAAUUUCCUCUCCUGCCUUGGCUCAUACAACUUCAGCUGCCAGACAUACCAGAUUGUCAUCGAAGCAUUCAGCAACCAAAGCUCACUGAUGGACAACAAGAGAAAGCAAACAGUCUUCACUCAUCUCAUCCAACCGUUCCUUUCCAGAAAAGAUUUGCCAGACCCUGGCUGUGUGUCAUCUGCCAAUGGUAGUCAGCUCUGGCUACAAGCCAACCUUGGAAAUUUCUCAGAAUUUGCAAGCAUAGAGGAUUUGCAAGCCCUCAAUCCAAACUUCUCCAGUGCCCAAGCCUUGUCAGAACUGUCUCCCUCUCAGGUAGCACAGUUACUGCUGAGCUCAGACAUCUCAAAUGACACCAAAUUGAUUGAUCGAGUCUUUGACCGACUGGAGGAUGGAAACGCCGUUGACAACGUGGAUCAAUUCUUUACAAAGCUCACAGAGCAGGAGAAGGUCCCCGAGUUCCAAGUUGACGUGAGGGAUCGCAUUAUGAACAGGACCUACAUCAUCGUCAGUCCAUCUUUCCCAAAGUUCACUGAAAAUGACUUUUUUGCUUGGUUUCACAUCAAACUGGUCCCUGUCCUUCCAAGUUUCACUCCACAAAUGCUCCAAGGUGUAACUACCAGCGUGAACUGCACAAACUAUCAUGUCAUUGUGAGUGGGGUGGGCAAGGUUGUCUCUGCAAUACCUCAGCAAAGACUACAAGCCAUUGCAGAUGUUUUACUCAAAUACCUGAAAAAAUCUGCUGCUGUCAUCAACCUACCAGUUUGCAGGCAAGGAAUCGACAAUGAUGCCCAAUGGGUUGAAACAAACCUGGGUCCAUUUUCUCAAUACACAACGUAUUCUGAGCUCAAAUUCUUCAACCUCUCUCAGGGAGCACUUUUGACCGUUCUAUCACCAACACAAAAAGCUGAGCUGCUAACGGAUCCAGACAGCGGUGCCUUGGAGGACGCCACCCUUGUGAAGGAGGUGCUCACAAACUUGACAGAGUCCGGGGAUACAGAGCAGCUCGCUCAGUUUUUACAAGAGUUCACAACAACCCUCCAGCAGACAAACACAACCUUCAUCCAAAAUGUGGCUGUACGAGAGACCAUCUUAAACCUGACUUUGAACAGCCUUGCUCCUAAACUUGCCUCCUUUGAAGCAGAAGACUACGAGCUCUGGUUCCAAGUCUAUCUGUCUCCUGUGAUAGCAAGCAUCCAUCCUGACAGCCUGCGGGUGAUACCCAGUAACAUCAGCUGUGAAUCCUACAAGGCUAUAGUCACUGGUCUAAUGCAAAGCCUGAAAUUCCUGCCACUGGACAUUUCAAAGAGUGUGAGAUCUAGCUUGGCAUCACUACAGAAGACCUUCCCAGCUUGUGCAGAAUUUGAUUCUUUCAAGUGCAAAGAGACACAUGCUGAUGAAAUGCUCAUCUGCUCUGGGGUAGACAGCUCCAAACUCCAGACAACACUGGAAGAUGACAAUUCCACUUCAGCCGUGUGCAAUUUUACCGUCAUUGAACAUGCCUGUGCCACGCCAACAAACCUCACAGCAGCCAACCUGGCCACACUCUUGAAAUGCUCUGUGGAAAGCAACGCACCAUAUGUGGUGGAAGUUUGGCAGCUUCUUUUCCAAAAAGCAUCUUCCGUGCUCCAACAGGCUCUCCCACUGUUCGCCACCAUGGCCCCCACCACCAUGAACUCUGCCUAUUCAAAUUCUCUUGAUGCUCUGGGAGAAGUGGUAGUUAAAACCCUCACUCAGGAUCAACUGAAGAGUGAGGAUGCCAUUAGAAGUCGGUUCCAGACAGAGCUGCGUCCGUUCCUGGCCUCUCCGUCAACAAAUUUCCUCUCCUGCCUUGGCUCAUACAACUUCAGCUGCCAGACAUACCAGAUUGUCAUCGAAGCAUUCAGCAACCAAAGCUCACUGAUGGACAACAAGAGAAAGCAAACAGUCUUCACUCAUCUCAUCCAACCGUUCCUUUCCAGAAAAGAUUUGCCAGACCCUGGCUGUGUGUCAUCUGCCAAUGGUAGUCAGCUCUGGCUACAAGCCAACCUUGGAAAUUUCUCAGAAUUUGCAAGCAUAGAGGAUUUGCAAGCCCUCAAUCCAAACUUCUCCAGUGCCCAAGCCUUGUCAGAACUGUCUCCCUCUCAGGUAGCACAGUUACUGCUGAGCUCAGACAUCUCAAAUGACACCAAAUUGAUUGAUCGAGUCUUUGACCGACUGGAGGAUGGAAACGCCGUUGACAACGUGGAUCAAUUCUUUACAAAGCUCACAGAGCAGGAGAAGGUCCCCGAGUUCCAAGUUGACGUGAGGGAUCGCAUUAUGAACAGGACCUACAUCAUCGUCAGUCCAUCUUUCCCAAAGUUCACUGAAAAUGACUUUUUUGCUUGGUUUCACAUCAAACUGGUCCCUGUCCUUCCAAGUUUCACUCCACAAAUGCUCCAAGGUGUAACUACCAGCGUGAACUGCACAAACUAUCAUGUCAUUGUGAGUGGGGUGGGCAAGGUUGUCUCUGCAAUACCUCAGCAAAGACUACAAGCCAUUGCAGAUGUUUUACUCAAAUACCUGAAAAAAUCUGCUGCUGUCAUCAACCUACCAGUUUGCAGGCAAGGAAUCGACAAUGAUGCCCAAUGGGUUGAAACAAACCUGGGUCCAUUUUCUCAAUACACAACGUAUUCUGAGCUCAAAUUCUUCAACCUCUCUCAGGGAGCACUUUUGACCGUUCUAUCACCAACACAAAAAGCUGAGCUGCUAACGGAUCCAGACAGCGGUGCCUUGGAGGACGCCACCCUUGUGAAGGAGGUGCUCACAAACUUGACAGAGUCCGGGGAUACAGAGCAGCUCGCUCAGUUUUUACAAGAGUUCACAACAACCCUCCAGCAGACAAACACAACCUUCAUCCAAAAUGUGGCUGUACGAGAGACCAUCUUAAACCUGACUUUGAACAGCCUUGCUCCUAAACUUGCCUCCUUUGAAGCAGAAGACUACGAGCUCUGGUUCCAAGUCUAUCUGUCUCCUGUGAUAGCAAGCAUCCAUCCUGACAGCCUGCGGGUGAUACCCAGUAACAUCAGCUGUGAAUCCUACAAAGCUAUAGUCACUGGUCUAAUGCAAAGCCUGAAAUUCCUGCCACUGGACAUUUCAAAGAGCGUGAGAUCUAGCUUGGCAUCACUACAGAAGACCUUCCCAGCUUGUGCAGAAUUUGAUUCUUUCAAGUGCAAAGAGACACAUGCUGAUGAAAUGCUCAUCUGCUCUGGGGUAGACAGCUCCAAACUCCAGACAACACUGGAAGAUGACAAUUCCACUUCAGCCGUGUGCAAUUUUACCGUCAUUGAACAUGCCUGUGCCACGCCAACAAACCUCACAGCAGCCAACCUGGCCACACUCUUGAAAUGCUCUGUGGAAAGCAACGCACCAUAUGUGGUGGAAGUUUGGCAGCUUCUUUUCCAAAAAGCAUCUUCCGUGCUCCAACAGGCUCUCCCACUGUUCGCCACCAUGGCCCCCACCACCAUGAACUCUGCCUAUUCAAAUUCUCUUGAUGCUCUGGGAGAAGUGGUAGUUAAAACCCUCACUCAGGAUCAACUGAAGAGUGAGGAUGCCAUUAGAAGUCGGUUCCAGACAGAGCUGCGUCCGUUCCUGGCCUCUCCGUCAACAAAUUUCCUCUCCUGCCUUGGCUCAUACAACUUCAGCUGCCAGACAUACCAGAUUGUCAUCGAAGCAUUCAGCAACCAAAGCUCACUGAUGGACAACAAGAGAAAGCAAACAGUCUUCACUCAUCUCAUCCAACCGUUCCUUUCCAGAAAAGAUUUGCCAGACCCUGGCUGUGUGUCAUCUGCCAAUGGUAGUCAGCUCUGGCUACAAGCCAACCUUGGAAAUUUCUCAGAAUUUGCAAGCAUAGAGGAUUUGCAAGCCCUCAAUCCAAACUUCUCCAGUGCCCAAGCCUUGUCAGAACUGUCUCCCUCUCAGGUAGCACAGUUACUGCUGAGCUCAGACAUCUCAAAUGACACCAAAUUGAUUGAUCGAGUCUUUGACCGACUGGAGGAUGGAAACGCCGUUGACAACGUGGAUCAAUUCUUUACAAAGCUCACAGAGCAGGAGAAGGUCCCCGAGUUCCAAGUUGACGUGAGGGAUCGCAUUAUGAACAGGACCUACAUCAUCGUCAGUCCAUCUUUCCCAAAGUUCACUGAAAAUGACUUUUUUGCUUGGUUUCACAUCAAACUGGUCCCUGUCCUUCCAAGUUUCACUCCACAAAUGCUCCAAGGUGUAACUACCAGCGUGAACUGCACAAACUAUCAUGUCAUUGUGAGUGGGGUGGGCAAGGUUGUCUCUGCAAUACCUCAGCAAAGACUACAAGCCAUUGCAGAUGUUUUACUCAAAUACCUGAAAAAAUCUGCUGCUGUCAUCAACCUACCAGUUUGCAGGCAAGGAAUCGACAAUGAUGCCCAAUGGGUUGAAACAAACCUGGGUCCAUUUUCUCAAUACACAACGUAUUCUGAGCUCAAAUUCUUCAACCUCUCUCAGGGAGCACUUUUGACCUGUUCUAUCACCAACACAAAAAGCUGA